AAGAGAUCAGAAAACAUAAUAGCAGGACUGGCUGGACAGCCUCCUGACGAGACUUGGGACGUGAGUAAAGCAGCUACAAGGUGUGUCUCUUCCUCACUGCAGUCAUGUCUCUUGAAGCCUUUCACCAAGCGGCGGAUAAUGUGAAGAACUUGAAAGAGCGACCAAACAAGGACGAACUCUCUGUGCUGUACGGUUUAUAUAAGCAAGCCACAGUGGGUGAUAUUAACAUGGAUCGUCCGGGGUUUCCUGACUUUAAAGGGCGAGGAAAAUGGGACGCCUGGAAUGCAAAGAAAGGUCUGUCCCAAGAGGAAGCAAUGGCCUCCUACAUUAGUUUUGUAGAGGAGAUGAUACAAAAAUAUGGCAUGUAGACCCAACAAAUGCUUUUCCACUGUCCUACCUCCCAGUGUGCUCUUGAAACAGCCAGGAGAAAACCUGAAGGAGCCGAUUUUUACAAGAUGCUGCACACUUGAGACACGCAACAAUGAACAUCACAAAGUUUUCACUAUUUGAAAGUAAAUUUACAAUCCUAAAUUGGCUGGGAUUCCUCCAGGGGCUAAAUUGCCUCCAACCAAGCGUUAACAUGGUUGAAAUAAAGCCUAAAAAAUGUGCAAAUACAAUGUAACCCGAGUCAGAAUGGCAUCGAAUGUAAUUUCAUUUUGUUCACAAAUAAGUUCACAUGUGGGUAAAAGAUAAUUUGUAU
Myripristis murdjan (pinecone soldierfish) is the source of this 700-nucleotide messenger RNA. RefSeq names its product acyl-CoA-binding protein homolog. Gene Ontology annotation, molecular function: fatty-acyl-CoA binding. The record is from RefSeq and is a predicted model, not a curated record. Lineage: Eukaryota; Metazoa; Chordata; Actinopteri; Holocentriformes; Holocentridae. The transcript is spliced from 4 exons. Gene Ontology annotation, biological process: fatty acid metabolic process. The coding region runs from base 105 to 368 and encodes 87 amino acids.